Paramacrobiotus metropolitanus is the source of this 1466-nucleotide messenger RNA. Its product is annotated as serine/threonine-protein phosphatase CPPED1-like. Gene Ontology annotation, molecular function: hydrolase activity. The record is from RefSeq and is a predicted model, not a curated record. NCBI's taxonomy places the organism in Eukaryota, Metazoa, Tardigrada, Eutardigrada, Parachela, Macrobiotidae. The coding region runs from base 275 to 1291 and encodes 338 amino acids. The transcript is spliced from 6 exons.
UAUCGGCGUGGUUAAUUUUGCAGACAGUCAUAAGUAUUGUUCAAUGCAUACUGCCAGCUCAUUUAUGCCUAUGCUGACUUCAAACCUGCGCUGAGCAGUGUUAUAAAUUCAAUUUCCACAAGUUUUCUGUUCACGCUUUACGGAUCACAUUUAUCUCCCGUGGCGUUGUCAGUCCUGAGUCUUUGGAAGCCCACGCCGGAAAGAAGCUAGCAACGGCAUCAGGCUGCAUCGGUGAUCAUCCUGUCGCUACCAUCAAGUGGUAGCACUAGCAACCAUGGAUCAGCUGGCUAAUACACCCGAAGACGACGGCCAUUCCGCAGAAACCCUCGGUGAACUAUCCAAGAUUAUCCGUGAUCGCAAUGCAGUUGAUGCGUAUGCACAUGAUAAGGAAUGGCGAGGUCCAUUCUGCUUUGUGCAAGGCGCGGAUCCUCAGUUCGGAAUGAUUGACCAGUGGGACCGGAAGAAAACCAAUCCGGAUGAAAUACAGUGGGAAGAAGACAUGCAGCUGAUGCGCAAAGCAGUACAGGAUAUCAAUCGUGUCAGUCCUAUUCCGGGAUUUUUCGUUGUUUGUGGCGAUUUAGUCCACGAAUUUGACGUGAAUCCGCUUAAAAUGGCUCAAGAGCGAGACUUGCUGCGAAUUCUAAGCGACAUUGAUCCUAUCGUUCCUAUUGUUCUCAUUCCCGGGAAUCACGAUAUCCUUAAUACUCCAACUUCCGGUUCUGUCAAGCAUUUUGAGGAGGUUUUUGGUCCUGAAUAUUAUUCCUUCGACGCCCGCGGGCUCCGCUGUAUAUGCAUUAAUUCGCAGUAUCUAAAAGAUUUUCCCGAAGAAUCUACGGAUUUGUUUCGGGAACUGCGGGAGAAGUUUUUGGCAUGGUUCGAUGGGGAAAUUGAUAAGGCAGCUGCUGAUCUGAAAAGCGGAGCGAUUGAACACGCUGUGGUCUUCCAACAUAUUGCUUGGUUUAUGAAUUCUCCGGACGAGCCGACAGAUUAUUUCAACGUCGACUUCGAAAUCAGACAGAAAUAUCUCAAGAAAUUAAUCGAUGCCGGGAUCAAGGCGUGUUUCUGCGGCCAUCUGCAUCGCAACGGUGGCGGUAUAGCCGGUCCCAACGGCGAACUGGACGUCGUAAUCACAUCCGCUAUCGGGUUGACUUUGGAGUUGAAUUCUGAUGGGCAGCUUGUACGAGGAAAGAAUCCAUCGGGAUUGCGACUGGUUAAAGUGGAUAAAUCAAAGAUCGAGCAUGCGUUUUACCCUUUGGGUGAAAUGCCCGAUAAGGUGGAUUUGCGUCAUUAAUUUGAGAUUACACUGAUAAUUGAUCUACGGUACUUUUCCAGUGAUUUUUCCUGCUUUUUUAGCCUUCGGAUGACAAACGAUAAUGCAUGGUUAUUUUUGUAAUUAUAAGAAUUAAUUAACAAUUACUAAGAUUUACUAUCACAGUUCAGUGAAAACCAUAAAAAUCCAAAAGAUU